AUGAAAGCACGUAACUUUGAAGAUUUAGAAAAGAUAAGAAAAUCAACGAGAGCUUGCAUACUCUUCCAUAAGAGGUAUGCCAAGUAUUACAUGGUAGAUUACGAGUUGGAGAAUGCCAUUGGUAACCCUCAAAAGAUACAAAGCAUUGUUGACAGUGUACCUAUCGUAGCUCAAGACAUUUCGAGUGGGGAUUUUAUGUUGCAAUAUGCAGCAGUUCAUAAGAUGGAGUUCAUCAUUGUGCAACUAAAGGAUCAUGCUGCAACACAAGCCUUAGUUCAGCGUGGCAUAGUCCCUCAUUUGCUACGGUUUCUUGAAACUUGUCCAGGCUUUGUUCAAGCACUGGGAGCUAUGGCCUGUGCCCAGGACCUCCCACCACAGUACAGGGAUGCGCUUCUUAACCAUGGCGCUGCCACAGAGUUAGCAGUCUUGCUUGAACCACUAGUAGAACUACCUAUGUUUACUGUAGCCCAAGGCUCUGAAGAAGCAACAUUGUUGUACAGAGGAGUUAAAACUUUGCCAAGUUUAUGCUCAGGAGAUCCAUUACCGGCAUUUCAUCUGGUGGAAAUUCUGAUUCCAAGUCUUCGAAGAAUACUAAUAGUUCACAUUCCAAUUGGAAUAUAUUCUAAGAUUAUUACAGAUGCUUGCGUGACCCUGUAUUACAUUUUGGAAAAUCUGACAACUGACCGACUUCAGGAAUAUGUGAAUGCAGAGUUAUGUCUGAGUCUAAUAUUGCUCAUGCAAGGAACAAACGAAGAACUUGAUGAGGCUGUUCAUCUAAUAUUGCGGAAUCUGAUAUACAGUCAAGUUCUUGUUCAGGUACUUCUUGACGAAGAUGUAAUCCAUCGGCUUCUUCAAAUAAUACAAGAUGGAUUUGGAGAUGUCGAAGUAAAAGAGUUGGCUGUCUCCAUUCUUGCACAAGCAGUUAGGCAUGGAACUGUUGAAGAUAUUAACUUGUUGGUGAAUCUAGGUUGCAUCCAACCUCUCUGUGAGUACCUUAACAACAUUGUGACACGGGCAUACUGCAUUAUAGGACUGAGGAAGAUCAUACAGAAGGGCAAUGAGCAGAGAGUAGGUAAUGCAAAUAUUUAUGCUGUGAUAAUCGGUCAAGUUGGAGGCGAUACAAUCAGGUCCCUGCAGAAUGAUGGACAACUUGGUUCGAUAGCUCGAUGGAUAAUGAUGUAUAUUUGA
This is a messenger RNA of Chenopodium quinoa (quinoa), 1188 nucleotides long. Its product is annotated as importin subunit alpha-like. The record is from RefSeq and is a predicted model, not a curated record. The transcript has 8 exons. Gene Ontology annotation, molecular function: protein binding. NCBI's taxonomy places the organism in Eukaryota, Viridiplantae, Streptophyta, Magnoliopsida, Caryophyllales, Amaranthaceae. The coding region runs from base 1 to 1188 and encodes 395 amino acids.